AUGGCAACGGCGACGGCGGUGGCGGCGGGGGCCGGCGCCGCGGCGGGAGCUGAGUCGGCCGAGGGCCCCCGGGUGCCGGCAGCGGCGCUGGAGCUGUGGCUCAAUAAAGCCACAGACCCAAGCAUGUCAGAACAGGAUUGGUCAGCUAUCCAGAAUUUCUGUGACCAAGUGAACACUGAUCCCAACGGCUCAACCCAUGCGCCCUGGCUGCUGGCCCACAAAAUCCAGUCUCCGCAAGAGAAAGAAGCUCUUUAUGCCUUAACGGUGCUGGAGAUGUGUGUGAACCACUGUGGGGAGAAGUUCCACAACGAGGUGGCCAAGUUCCGCUUCCUGAACGAGCUCAUCAAAGUGCUGUCCCCAAAGUACCUAGGCUCCUGGAGUACGGAAAAAGUUAAGGGAAGAAUCAUUGAAAUACUCUUCAGUUGGACAGUCUGGUUUCCAGAGGACAUCAAGAUCCGAGAUGCUUAUCAGAUGCUAAAGAAACAAGGUAUAAUAAAGCAAGACCCUAAACUUCCAGUGGAUAAAAUCUUGCCCCCACCUUCUCCCUGGCCCAAGAGCUCCAUCUUUGAUGCUGAUGAAGAAAAGUCAAAGCUUCUGACAAGGCUUCUGAAAAGCAACCAUCCUGAGGAUCUUCAGGCUGCAAACCGGCUGAUCAAGAAUUUGGUCAAGGAGGAACAAGAAAAAUCGGAGAAGGUGUCCAAGAGGGUCAGUGCUGUGGAGGAAGUUCGGAGCCACGUGAAGGUGCUGCAGGAGAUGCUAAGCACGUACCGCAAGCCGGCACAGGCCCCGCCAGACCAGGCGGCCUUGCAGGUUGUGUAUGAGAGGUGUGAAAAGCUGCGGCCCACCCUGUUCCGGCUGGCGAGUGACACCACCGACGACGAUGAGGCACUCGCGGAGAUUCUCCAGGCAAAUGACCUCCUCACCCAGGGAGUUCUGCUGUACAAACAGGUGAUGGAGGGCCGUGUCACCUUUGGGAACACAGUGGCCAGCUCUGUGGAAGACAUCCCUGUGUCCAGAGUCUUUCAGAAUCCAACAGGCUGCAUGAAGAACUGCCCCCUGAUUGACUUGGAGGAUAGCGGGUCUGAGCAGGCUGGGGCUGUGACGCCGUCUUUACUGCAUCAAGACCUGGCAGCCUUAGGAAUCAGUGAUGCCCCAGUUCCCAGCAAGGUUGCAGGUCAGAAUUGCUGUCAGGAAAAGAAGAACCCCACCACCAGCACGCUGCCAGCUGGCGGUGCUCAGAGCCCCUCUACAGAAGGGACCUUGCUGGACCUCCUCUCCCCACAGCCGCCUCCAGGAUCUCGGAAUUAUAUUCCACAGAAAAGUAUCCCCAAGGAAGUACCACCAGGUACCAAGUCCUCACCAGGUUGGUCCUGGGAGGCCGGGCCUUUGGCUCCUUCCCCAUCUUCCCAGAACACUCCUCUGGCUCAAGUGUUUGUCCCUUUGGAGUCUGUUAAGCCCAGCAGCCUGCCACCUCUUAUCGUGUACGACCGGAAUGGAUUCAGAAUUCUGCUCCACUUUUCUCAGACUGGAGCUCCCGGCCACCCAGAGGUGCAGGUGCUCCUGUUGACCAUGAUGAGCACGGCCACCCAGCCCGUCUGGGACAUCAUGUUUCAAGUGGCUGUGCCAAAGUCAAUGAGAGUGAAACUGCAGCCAGCGUCCAGCUCUAAGCUUCCUGCUUUCAGUCCUUUGACGCCUCCAGCUGUGAUCUCUCAGAUGCUGCUGCUGGACAAUCCACACAAAGAGCCCAUUCGGUUACGGUAUAAGCUGACAUUCAACCAGGGUGGACAGCCUUUCAGCGAAGUAGGAGAAGUGAAAGACUUUCCCGAUCUGGCAGUCUUGGGUGCAGCCUGACUCCUCCCAGGACAGAUCCUGCCAUUCAAGCUUAGGCCAGUGUUCCUUUGCUGUCUAGAUAGGACUGAUCAUGGUGAUUUAGUGCAGAGUGCCAAGAGUUCUGUCCUGACACCAGGCUCUGGAUGCCAGCCUCUGACUUAUUCUGCAGGGGUGUGUGUGUGUGUGUGUGUGUUUGUGUGUGUUUGUAGGGGGUGGGAUGAAGGCAGUGUGGGAAAUGCUAAAACAUUUCUGAUAACCAUCUGCUACGGUCAUGUCUGGUUUUGCAUGUUGGUAGACACUGAUGUCCCUGCCUCAGGUUGGAGGUUUUAUAAGCCAAAGUUGUCACUGUUGUUUUCCAUGUAUUAUUACCUUUUCAUUCAUCCACUCUGUGCCUUGUCAGCCUCUGAAAGUCUUGGUUGCUCCCAGGCUGCUGUUCUCAGGGACGCGUAAGGGACCUGGUUGGUUCUUGGGGCAGAGUGUCUUCUGGGAUGCUCUCUUCCAAGAGGGACCUUGUCUCCACUUCCAUUAGCAAAUGCUGCUUGCAUGUGUCCAGGAAGAUCUUCUGAAUGGGAUGCUUGUUGCACUGUGUCCUAGGCGAGGGGUUGCCACUGGACCAGAGGACCGCGCUUGGUGGGCCAGUCAUGUCCUUUACCACUGUGCCUUAGAAUCGCCCAUAGAUGGACCCUUCAGGGCAGAGGGGAAAGCAGAUCCCAGGCCUUCUGCAGGCCUCAGGUUCCAUGGGCUGGGCAGCCUGUCUGGACCCUUCCUCAGGACCCUCAUCUCCAUCCUCCUCCUCAUUCUCUGCAACCAUUUACCCAGAACUCUUUGAUGGUGGCACCAUGCCAGUCGUUGUAAGUCAUAACUGACAGGUUCACCCUGGCCUGUUGACUUCACAAUCCACGGUGAAGAACUGUGAUGCAGAUGAGAUACGAAAAGAGUUUAGCAAUGAUUCAAGUGGUGACUAAAUCUAGAAAGUCGUUAUCGAAUAAAUACCUGUGUAACAAA
This is a messenger RNA of Budorcas taxicolor (takin), 2835 nucleotides long. RefSeq names its product golgi associated, gamma adaptin ear containing, ARF binding protein 2 (gene GGA2). Lineage: Eukaryota; Metazoa; Chordata; Mammalia; Artiodactyla; Bovidae. Gene Ontology annotation, cellular component: trans-Golgi network. Gene Ontology annotation, molecular function: small GTPase binding; ubiquitin binding; phosphatidylinositol binding. Gene Ontology annotation, biological process: intracellular protein transport; vesicle-mediated transport. The record is from RefSeq and is a predicted model, not a curated record. The coding region runs from base 1 to 1851 and encodes 616 amino acids. The transcript is spliced from 17 exons.